This is a messenger RNA of Naegleria gruberi, 2007 nucleotides long. RefSeq lists its product as uncharacterized. The coding region runs from base 1 to 2007 and encodes 668 amino acids. The record is from RefSeq and is a predicted model, not a curated record. The transcript has a single exon. Gene Ontology annotation, molecular function: ATP binding; protein serine/threonine kinase activity. Gene Ontology annotation, cellular component: cytoplasm. Gene Ontology annotation, biological process: protein phosphorylation; intracellular signal transduction. NCBI's taxonomy places the organism in Eukaryota, Heterolobosea, Eutetramitea, Acrasida, Naegleriidae.
AUGGGACAAGCUUGCUGUGUUCCACAUCAUUCUAAUCGUGUUAUUCCUGGGGAGGCUAAAGAUGACAACGAUUACGUUCAACUUAACCAACCUUUUCUAAAUAAUGAUUCAUCAGAGAGAGGUUCUCAUCGUUAUCACCCGACUAAGGGGAUUAGUGCAUCAACUCAACAUGAAUCCUCUUCAUCUUCUUUUUUACUUCCCACAACAAAUAGUAACUUACCAAAUUCAAGCUCACAAUAUAUUAACCUUCAACAAAAUCAGGAGGUUGUUGGAUUGGAAAAUAUUUUAGUAAUGAUAAAUUCUGAGCAAUUGCAAUUAUUACAACAAUUAAUAUCAAAAGGACCUCCACAAGAUAAAGGUGUUCAAACGGAAUCGCCACAGGAAUUAAGACGUUUCUGGUCUCAUAAAACAAUACAACAGGCGAGCUCAUUCACAUUCACUAAGGAUGAUUUUGCUAUUGGUAAUCCAAUAGCUUCUCAUUCUUCAUCUUCUUCGGAGGAAAUUGAACAACCUGUAAGAACCUCAACAAGAUCGAUGAAGAAUUCAGGCAAGAAAUUAAGAAGGAAACGAUCUAAUGCUUCUUCAGUGAAUAGAAGUAUAUCUAAAGAUAAAUUCAUCGAUUCUGAUAAUGGUCAGGAUGCAGAUGAUAGAAAAUCAAUUGUAAAUAUUGCUAGUCCAAAAUCUAGGAGCUUGAAAAAGUUUGAAAUUGAAGAUGAUAAACCAGAACAAGAAGAUACUGGAAAGGAAGAAAAGGAAAAUCCUGCUUCAUCUACUAUACUACAAGAGCCAAAGUUGAAUAUUCCAAAUGGGCUCUCACCUUAUUCUGAUGAAGAAGGUUACAGUAGUUCAGGUGCACUUUCAACUGGUGGAUCUGAAACCGAAGGGUCUUCACCAAGAACAAAGAGACAAGUUCACAUGACAACCACUUUAUCUACAGGUGUAGAUCAAGAUGGUAAGAAAACUGUCAAUGAGUAUGUCGUUAUUAAAAAGAUUGGUAGAGGUAUGCAUGGAAAAGUUAAGCUUUGUAAGAAGAGUGAUACUGGUGAAUUAUGUGCUUUGAAAAUUAUUAACAAGUCCAUUUUGAAAGAUUUGAAAAAGAAGGACAAGCUAGGAAGGCCAGUUAAGGAUAAGGAUAAUUCAAGUUUAAUGAUAUUGAUGAAAGAAGUUUCAAUUCUUAAGAAACUUCAUCAUCCAAAUGUCGUGGAACUUUAUGAAGUGAUAGACGAUCCAAAGAUUGAUAAGCUGUUCCUUGUUUUUGAAUAUAUUGAAAGUGGAUGUUUAAUGAAAAUUAUAUCUAAAGAUAAAACCGAUAGACCAGCUUUUACAGAAGAAACGUGUAGAAGAUAUUACCGAGACCUUAUUUGCGGAUUAGAAUAUUUGCACGAAAACAAAAUUGUACAUAGAGAUAUUAAGCCUGAAAAUGUGUUAGUAACAAAGGAUGACAGAUUAAAGAUUACAGAUUUUGGUGUUAGUUCAAUGUUAGAAGGAGACAAUGAUACUUUUAACACAGCACCCGGUACUCCGGCUUUCCUUUCGCCAGAAGCUUGUCAUGUUGGAUCGUACAGUGGCUAUGCAUCUGAUAUUUGGGCAGCAGGUGUUACAUUAUUUGUUAUGCUGUAUGGUAGACUGCCAUUUUUUGGACCAGGUAUUCUUGGAAUGUAUAAUGCUAUUCUUAAUGACGAGCCAGAAAUACCUGAAAAUAUAGAGCCAGAUCUGCAAGAUUUAUUAACUAGGUUAUUCUGCAAGGAUCCACAUAGAAGAAUUACAAUUAAGGAGAUUAAGGAACAUGCUUGGAUAACAAUGAAUGGUAAAUGGCCAUUUGUUACUCAAGUUGAUAAGAUUGAAAUUUCAACAGACCAAGAAAUUGCUGGCGCUAUUACUGUUGGUCGUGAAAUGAAAGUUGUAGACAGAUUUAUGCUUCUUUCAAAGAUGAAAGCAAAGCUUAGCAAGAGAGUGAAGAAAGCUAAAGAAAUAGUGCGGCAGAGGAAUGAAGGAAUUUCAGACUAA